Messenger RNA from Cimex lectularius (bed bug), 703 nucleotides. RefSeq names its product THAP domain-containing protein 7-like. The record is from RefSeq and is a predicted model, not a curated record. The transcript is spliced from 2 exons. Lineage: Eukaryota; Metazoa; Arthropoda; Insecta; Hemiptera; Cimicidae. Bases 126 to 626 code for a protein of 166 amino acids.
CAAGAAGGCUGUGAUUCAACUGAUUACCUCCUGCCCCUGUGACUUUUUCCUGCUUUUACUUUCUCUUUUUACAAUUCAAAAAGAAACUUUUGUUGAAUUUUGGUCGGAGGAAAAAGGUUACGGGGAUGCCGGGCACUUGCUGCGCCGUGGCGAUCUGCACUAAUACGUGGUACGACGCUAAGAGGAAAAACAUGGACAUUUCCUUCCACAGGUUUCCGAAGGAUCCAAGGCUCCGCGAGGUGUGGAUGAUGAGCUGCCGCAGAGCGGAUGAAUGGAAGGCCGACGGCUCUUACAUCUGCUCGGAGCAUUUCAAGGAAGCGUGCUUCGAACGCGACUUCCAGGCCGAGUUCAUGGGUCAGAAGCGUCGUCGCAAGCUCACCAAGAAUGCCAUCCCUACCGAAAAUCUGUCCCGCAAGAGGAAGCAUGCCGUACCGCCUGAGCAGGUCCAUGUUUCCAUCGAGGAUGCUUGUUACUCACAGUCCGACAAUGAUGAACCGUCCGACGAGACUGAGGCACUCAAGAGCGAGAUCGCUCGUCUCAACGCCGCCCUCAGCGAAAAGGACGAAUUGAUAUUCAGGCUAAAAUCAAGAGUAAAACGACUUACAGAAAUGAUCCUAGAUGAAUAAUUCAUUAAUUUAAUUUUUAAUUUAAUUUUUUUAAUAACUACAAAUAAAAACACUUUUUUUAUAAAUUCAAUCAAAGG